Molecule: messenger RNA, 2964 nt
Organism: Oryzias latipes (Japanese medaka)
Lineage: Eukaryota; Metazoa; Chordata; Actinopteri; Beloniformes; Adrianichthyidae
Gene: smad5
Product: SMAD family member 5
Biological process (GO): transforming growth factor beta receptor signaling pathway; regulation of transcription by RNA polymerase II; anatomical structure morphogenesis
Cellular component (GO): heteromeric SMAD protein complex
Molecular function (GO): RNA polymerase II cis-regulatory region sequence-specific DNA binding; DNA-binding transcription factor activity, RNA polymerase II-specific; I-SMAD binding
Source: RefSeq, a predicted model, not a curated record
AAGGAUCCUCAGUACUACACCAGGAGUAUUUACUUAGUUAGUGUUUCUUCCUCAGUGAAAGGUGUGGAACUAUAACAGCCAGUCUGAUUAAUUCAAGUUAAACGGAUUACCAACGCGACGACUGUCUCGAACAACUGACAACAAAGGACAACAAUACAACAAACCACAGCACUCCAGACAGAGUGGAGCCAGCAAACUUGUGUGAGACGUUCCAGAGCCGCAGCACGACCGGCGCAGGGUUUUUUCUACUUCAAACGGCGAAAUAUCAGAGCACAAAGGUGGUGACUUCAUACUGAGCUUCGUUGGAUGAACACAUCACACAGGAAAUAUGGUUGUCUUCCUAUAAGGCUUUUUUUUCUUUUUCUUUGUCUUUUUUUUUUCUGACACAGGCGUCCUGAUGUCAGCCCCUGCAGUUUGAAACUUUUCCCUCGGUUAGUAGUGGUGACCCGACUACGGUCAGCUUGCUGCAGGGCCUUUCCUGAGCAGCAGCAGCUGCGUCCUGCUUGCUGACUCCCAUUCCUCCCCUGCUUCCUGUCCUUGGUCAGACAAGGCUAGUCUUCUCACUCCACCCUCAUCUCUGUCCACUCAUUUGCUUUCUUACACUGCUCGUUUGAUUGAUCAAGCCUUUGGACUGGUUUUAGGGUACCAUCAUUUUUUGAAUUCUUUUGGACGGACGGAGGGUGACCGUUUACCCCACGCAGCUCUCUGAUUUGGGCUAGACUACAUUGUGCAACAUGUCGUCCAUGUCUAGCCUCUUUUCUUUUACAAGCCCAGCAGUCAAACGGCUGCUUGGGUGGAAGCAAGGAGAUGAGGAAGAGAAAUGGGCAGAAAAGGCUGUGGAUGCACUUGUGAAAAAGCUGAAAAAGAAGAAGGGCGCCAUGGAAGACCUGGAGAAAGCCCUGAGCUGCCCAGGUCAACCCAGCAAGUGUGUUACCAUUCCACGAUCCCUGGAUGGCCGGCUGCAGGUUUCUCACAGGAAAGGUCUCCCUCACGUUAUCUACUGUCGAGUGUGGCGCUGGCCGGACCUUCAGUCCCACCAUGAGCUGAAGCCCCUGGACGGGUGCGAGUAUCCAUUUGGCUCCAAACAGAAGGAGGUCUGCAUCAAUCCGUACCACUACAAUCGCGUGGAAAGCCCUGUGCUGCCUCCUGUCCUUGUACCGCGACACAGCGAGUUCAAUCCACAGCACAGUUUGCUUGCACAGUUUCGCAAUCUCACCCACAACGAGCCGCACAUGCCCCUAAACGCCACCUUUCCGGAGUCCUUUCCACAGCCGCACAACGGGGGUGGCUCCUUUUCCAUUUCUCCCAACUCUCCAUAUCCCCCCUCUCCAGCCAGCUGUGGUACUUACCCAAACUCCCCUGUCAGCUCGGGACCCUCCAGUCCAUUCCAACUCCCAGCUGACACCCCACCCCCAGCCUACAUGCCCCCAGAUGAGCAACUGGGCCAGGAAAACCAGUCCAUGGAGACAAGCAGCAGCCUUGUGUCUCAGAACAUCGGUAGAGGAGAUUUGCACUCCGUGGAAUAUGAGGAGCCAAGUCACUGGUGCUCCAUUGUCUACUAUGAACUGAACAAUCGUGUUGGCGAGGCUUACCAUGCUUCAUUAUCCAGUAUCAUCGUUGAUGGCUUCACCAAUCCUGAAAACAACAAAAACCGCUUCUGCCUCGGGCUGUUGUCAAACGUCAACCGCAAUUCCACGAUUGAGAACACUCGCAGGCAUAUUGGCAAAGGGGUGCACCUUUACUACGUGGCUGGGGAGGUGUUUGCAGAGUGCCUGAGCGACACCAGCAUUUUUGUCCAGAGUCGUAACUGCAAUUUCCAACACAACUUCCAUCCCACCACCGUGUGUAAGAUCCCGAGUGGAUGCAGCCUUCGCAUUUUCAACAACCAACAGUUUGCCCAACUCCUGGCCAAGUCGGUCAAUGAGGGUUUCGAGGCGGUCUACGAGCUUACCAAGAUGUGUACGAUUAGGAUGAGCUUUGUCAAGGGCUGGGGAGCAGAGUAUCAUCGACAGGAUGUCACCAGCACCCCCUGCUGGAUUGAAAUGCAUUUGAACGGGCCCCUGCAGUGGCUGGAUAAAGUGCUGACACAAAUGGGUUCACCCCUCAACCCUAUUUCAUCUGUGUCCUAAUGAUGGAUUCAUGGGAGCUUGGAAAGGCCUUAAGUUUUGUUUUUCCUUUUCCUUUUUUUAUGUUUUGCUUCUCCCCAUUCAACGAUUUGUAAUUUAAAAUCAAGUGGACGAACUGUUUACACCUACUUGGGGAAAGGAUUUUGAACUCUGGCUUGAGAUUCAACAGCAGUUGCAGCCAGAAUCCACUUGUUUUAAACAACAAACCAGCGCAAGAAAACACCUGGAAAAAAGAAGAGUUCCGUCUCUACUGUUGAGCCUGUGGUUGUCGGAUAUUCAUUUUUGCCUCAAGUUCUUUUUUUUUGAUAAACGUGUUUUAUCUGUGUCGUUUUUAAUUAGGCCAAUCUCUCACUACUCUGCGUCUGACUGAAUUUGAAUUUUGUUGAACACAAAUUAUUGUUUCAACGUUAAGAUACCGAUGCGCUUUUGUUUACCUUUUUAAAACUCGGAUAACAUCAUUUUAUAGUCUCUACUGCUAGAAAGGAACACUGAGCUACUGCCUUUAAAAUAAAAAUGUAUGCCAUCACACGAUAGUUAACGAUAUGGGAGAUCACUGAACAAGUUUAACAUGCCAUAAGCUAACAUUAUGAAUGUUACAUCUAUUGCAAUAGAAUUAGUCAUUGUGUAAUCAGAGAAUGAACACUACAGUUAUUGAUUGUGUUUGUGCUCUCAAGUUCAAGUUAGAGUUGCUGUAUUUUUCCAUACUCACUGUAUUAACAAUAUUGUGCACUCAUGGAUUUUUGUGAAGGCAUAUUCAGUUUUGGCUUGGGUACCGAGGCAUUAUGUCAGUAGUUGGCUUCAUGAGCUCAUUGAAAUAAACUGGUUCUGUGGAAACCGG